AGACGGAGAAUCCGUGAGUCGGCGGAGUGAUCGUUACGUACCUGUGUCUCAGGUGUUUACAUAGGGUAGCAGAUCGCUCCACACUCCUGUGUCAACACAGCCCAGUCAUGGCCGCACGAGUCAGCUUCGGCUCUCCGUCCGACAGCGUCGCACCCAAGCCCGUCCAGCCGCAACAGGCGCCCCGGAGGAACGUCAAAGCCACGGUCAAAUACAACCGGGCCCUGCUGAAGCGGCGGUUAGAGCUGGAAGAGUGGGUGGACGAGGCGCUCAGAGAUAUCUAUGAAUGCGACGAAGAUGAAGAUUAUGAAAUAGAGAUUGACAUAGACGAAAUGUUAGAACUCCAAACAGAAGAGGAAAGGGUAGAAUUUUUGAAGGAAUUGCUCGUUGAUUGUAAGAAGCCAACAGAUGAAUUCAUUCAGGAGCUGCUGCAGCGAGUCCAGAAGCUUCAGAAAUUGAGUGGAAACUCAGCAAGAUAACUAACUGUACACCUGUCAGUCAUCUCCUACCUUAUCACCUGCAGCAAGACACAAGAUUCCACAGAAAUCUGCACCAUUCCGUGUUUGAUAGUGAGUUGGUGAUGUCACAGAAGUACAUCUUGUUUGUACUACAGAAAAAUUUAUGUAUUUUGUACAUUAUAUGUACUGUAAUAGUGACAGAAUGUUAACGAUUUAGCUGUAUAUCUGUCAAUUUCUAAAAUUCAAAAGAGGACUUAACUGUCUAUUUUCUUUUAGCUUUUGAUAUAGGAUAUAUUCCAGUAUUAACUAUAAAUUUUUUGCUAAAUUGCUUUUGAAAUACAGGAUUUUAAGAUAAUAUUCACAUGUUUCAACAAGACUAUUUUCAGGUCAUAUAUAUUGUUUAUAUGUCAAAAUAUCUAUUUCUUCCCUGUAAACAAACAUUUUGGGUAUUGCUAGUUUGGCAACACAACAAGGCAGUGCCUGUUAUUGUAAGUAACACUUGUUCCCGAGUGUCAAAGAAUGUGCUUGGCCUUGUAACAAUCUUUCAGCCAUAGAUAUAAAAGAAAAGAAUGAAGGUAGGUAUUAUGUAAAUCUUACAGUCUAAGAAAUGUAUCACAUGCAUGUUUUUGAACAUAGCAGUUUUUACUCAAAUGUUGAUAUAAAAAAGGUACUUUUAGAUAGAUAUUCAUAUUUUUAGUUUUUUGUUGUUGCACUUAAUUGAAGUCAAUUGAUCUGGGCUGCUAAUACAAAAUUACUUGUACAUAGUGACAAUGCAGUCUUACACUUCCAUCAAAUCACAAUCCUAGAUGUUAUAAAGUAAUAUACGCUGCAGAAUUCUAUUUCCAUUUUGUGUACUGAAAGUGUUGCCUGUGCUACAUGUGAAAUAUCUUCCAACAGUUGUCAGUAAUGUUAGUGUAACAUGCUUAUCAACGUAAAAUAAAAAGGUGAUGGACACCUUAA
This is a messenger RNA of Branchiostoma floridae (Florida lancelet), 1415 nucleotides long. RefSeq names its product protein phosphatase 1 regulatory subunit 14C-like. Lineage: Eukaryota; Metazoa; Chordata; Leptocardii; Amphioxiformes; Branchiostomatidae. Gene Ontology annotation, biological process: regulation of phosphorylation. Gene Ontology annotation, molecular function: protein serine/threonine phosphatase inhibitor activity. The transcript has 4 exons. The record is from RefSeq and is a predicted model, not a curated record. Gene Ontology annotation, cellular component: cytoplasm. The coding region runs from base 108 to 476 and encodes 122 amino acids.